AUGAACCCAAUUAAAGAAAAUACUGCUUCACCUGAACAUUCAAUUGAACCUGUAACUACUCAUACUCGUAAUAAAAUAGUAUUACGAGCGAAUAGAUCUACUACACAUAAACCUCGUAAUUCUAGUGGUGGGGGUGGCGGUUCUAAUAGAACAUAUAAUAAGCGUGCUAGCAAGAAAAAUAAGCUUAUAAAGACAUCAAAAACGCGGAAUAAAAAUAAAGAAAUUAUUAGUACAUCAAAAGAAGUAAACGAAAGUCGAAUAAUUCCUGUUGAGGAACCUCCGAGAGAAGAGCUACCUUACGAUAGAUUUUUUCCUGAUUUAAAAUUAGAUGAAAAAUUAGUUGUGGUUUAUGUUUCUUCUAAAGAUCUUGUAGGGGAUCGAGUAGAGGAAAAGGAAGUUGAGACGACAAUAACGAAAGAAGAGAAUGGUGAAAUAGCAGCAAGAAAUGUAAAGAGUGCAGUACAAACUCAGGAAUACGGUGAUGUGAAUGAUCAUUCAAUUGCUAUCGAAAAUAAUAUGACAAUUUCUACCUCAACAACUGAACAGGCUCAAAUUGAAGAAAUUAGAACAACUAUUGUGCUUUUGAACAAUAAUCAUCAGGAAGAUAAAAUUCAAGAAGUGUUACCACCAACAAGCAAUAUACAUUCCAUUAAGGGUUCUGGAUGUUCUCAAGAUUCAUUUGCUUCAUUACCAAAGAAUUUUGAAGAAACAUCCACACCUAAAGAUUCUGAAGAGAUUUCGUCAUCAAAAGAUCUGAAUGAAGAAAUGAGUGAAGAAACUCCAAGUCCGAAAAUUUCAUCCCGAAAAUCGUCGAUAGAGAAAACUUUUCGUAAAGAUGCAAAAGAUGAUCAUGAUGAUGAUACCGCGAGUUUUAAGGCUUCAUCUCAUGAUGAUAUGGAUGAAGAAACUAUUGACGAGGAUGAACAGGAUGAAAUGCAGAUAGAGUUAGAGAAUAGCAUGAUGAAAUUACCGAGUAUUAAUUAUGACGUAACGGUAGAAAAUAAAUCACUUGAUAAGGAAAUGGAUUGGAUAUUUACAAACCCGAUAGUAGCAGCCGAUGAUCAUAACGUGGUAGAAAAUGGAGUAAAAAAAGAUCAAGUUAUUGUAGAAGGUCCUUCUACGGCUAUUAUUACAACCGUAGAAGAUAAUAUGCCAAUUGCACAACCGCCCCCGGUUAAAAAACUUCCGGUUCCUUCCUUUAAGCGAAUUAAUUUCACUAAAGAGGAACCCGAUGAAACAUUUGUUAGACCAGAAGGACAUUAUAUUCGUCAUGUUGAAUUAUCAGAAAAGGAUCUUGUGGAAAUUGUUGAGUAUGAUAUGGAUGAACAAGGCAUAUAUAAAUAUAUUUUUUGUUAUACUAUUAUGAUUAUAUACAAUUUAGAUGAUUAUUGGCUAAAAUCUUUGAAUGAAGAAAGAAGGAAGGAUGACUUGGGUGAAAUUUCCGCUGAUGUCUUUGAAGCUGUUAUUGAUAGACUGGAAAAAGAAUGGUUCGAUUUGACCAAAAAUUUACCAAAAGGUAAUACAGACAAAGAUAGUAUGACUCCAGAAGAUUCAACUUGUGCAAUUUGUGAUGAUGGAGAAUGUGAAAACAGCAAUGCAAUAGUAUUUUGUGAUGGGUGUAAUCUUGCUGUACAUCAAGAUUGCUAUGGAAUUCCUUAUAUUCCUGAAGGGCAAUGGCUAUGCCGUAAAUGUAUAGUUUCGCCAGAGACACCAGUGUCGUGUAUAUUUUGCCCAAAUGAAGGAGGUGCCUUCAAAAAAACUAAUACAAAUCGUUGGGCGCAUUUACUUUGUGCUUUAUGGAUUCCUGAAGUUGGAUUGUCGAAUACGGUAUAUAUGGAACCGAUCGAUAAUAUAGAGGGAAUUCCACGGGGACGUUGGAAAUUGAAAUGUUACAUUUGCGAAAAGAGAAUGGGCGCAUGUAUACAAUGUCAAAAUACUCAUUGCUGUACAGCCUUCCAUGUAACAUGCGCAAGAAAGGCGAAACUUUGUAUGAGAAUGAAAUUCCCUGACGAAAACCAUAAUCAUUAUAUUAUGAAAGCUUAUUGUGAUAAACACACGCCUCGAGAUUAUAGAGAACAAAUUGACGUUGCGAGUACAGUUGCUGCGGCGCAAAAACUAUUAAUGGAUCCCGUUCAAACAGGAAAGAGACGCCGACAUGACAUCGACUAUGGGACUGAUGAAUCCGACGAUUAUGUUCCAAGUGAUAGCGAAGAAGAAGAUAUGGAAGAUCAAUACAUUGAUAAAACAGAAAUAUCUCAUUCGCGUAAAACAAGGAAACGAAAACAAACGGAUGAUGUAACAAGUAACCGCAAAACGAAUAAAGCUCUACGUAGCAUUGAAAAUGGGCAAGUUGCUCAAUCUGUUGAGAAUAAGAAUUCUAAAGCUGCCCGUGCGUACAAUCAUACUUAUACCGAUACUGCGCCUGUAGCUCCUGCGGUUAUAAUGGAGAAGGUAUUACCAGUGUUAGCAAGACAAAAGGGCACAAUGCGAAAAAAACCGGAGCUUAUUACCAUCAUUUGUAAAUAUUGGUCUUUAAAGAGAGAAUUUCGACGCGGAGCUCCUUUAUUGAAGAGAUUACACCUUGAGCCAUGGACGGCCUCUGCUUCUGCCCACAAACAAUCCGAGGAAGAAAAAUGGGCCAAAUAUAUGGCAAUGACUGACCUUCGUAAAGAUCUGGAAAAAGUAAGAAUGUUAGUUGAUUUGGUACACAGGCGUGAAAAGGAAAAAUUAAAGAAAACAAGAUUACAAGUGAAAUAUCUGGAGACGAUUCUUUUCCCUCUUGAUUAUAUUCUUCGUCCUGCAUUAGAAGAAAUUGUGGCAUUGGAUAAAAAUGAAAUAUUUGCAAAACCAGUGUCAAUUGAAGAAGUACCUGAUUAUUUAAUACACAUUAUGCAUCCAAUGGACUUUGGGACAAUGCGCAAAAAGAUUGAUGCACAUGAAUAUAGUCUGGGUAGUGGAUUGCAAGGAUUCAAGGAUGAUCUUGAGCUUGUAUUUCGUAAUGCCAUGACAUACAAUACUUCUGACACGAUUUAUUAUCGAGUUGCUAAAAAAUUACAGAUUCAAUCACAAUCCAUUGUUGCUAAUGCUGAGCAAGAUUAUUCUGGCUUAAAUAUAGAUCCUAAAAAAGGUGUUUUGGACGUUCCGUUGCAUCCAGAAAUAUUCACUUAUAAUUCAGAUCCGUUAAAAUUUCCGGAACCUAAAAAGAAGAUUGUACCAAAGAGGAACAAAAAGACGCGUGGGAGAUCAGCACGUGGUAAUGCAACAGAGAAUGGCGAAGGACUUUCACGCGUAUUACGUAGCCGUACUUCAAGAUUAGCUACAACCUCAAAAAAACCAGAACAAGAAACAAAAGUUGAAGAAACUAAAGUAAAGGAAACUAUUGAUGGCAGGAAAUUGCCAAAAGGAUGGAUUUAUUUAACAGAUGAAGAUGAUGAGGAGGAGGGGAAUGAAGAGUCAAUUCCACUUAUAAAUGGGAUUGAAUAUCAAGUUCCUGUCGUUGAUAACGAUAAUGUGAUUGCUACGCGAACAAGGUCUCGUAAAAGCAGCGUAUCAGAAAUGAUAAUAAAGACUGAAGAUGAUGAAACUGAAAUGUCAGUCGAACCUUUAGAGGUAGUUAGACGUAGUCGAUCUAACAGUCAAAAUAUGAGUGAGGCUGCAUUGGUUACUACUCCAAAUUCAGAAAUCACUGUACAAACUCGUAGCCGAAAAGGAUCUAUUGAUUCAUCAACUGCAGAAAUUACGAACGUUCCCUUCGGUAGCUUGGUUUGGGCAAAGAUGCAGGGAUUUCCUUGGUAUCCUGCUGAGGUUGCAGAUCCUGAAAAAGCGAAUAUUACAUCAGUAAUCCGGGCAGACAAAAAAGAGGGUGAUACAUACUUGGUCCAUUUCUUUGACGAGAGAAAACUCGGAAAGAAGAGUUAUAAUCGUAGUUGGAAAUGGGUUCCAGCAAACAAAAUAAUUCUUAUGGGAGAUGAAAAGACAGAUUUGGCAAAGUUAAAAGACAGAGGAAUGAAAAAUAAGAUGAAACGAGAAAUUCCGAAUGCAUAUGAAGCUGCUUGUAAAUCAAAAGGACGUGAACCAGUCCUAUUAGAUCAAUUUACUAAAUCAAUAACGGUUCCAUUAAGAAGAAACAGUCGUAAUAAAUAG
Molecule: messenger RNA, 4143 nt
Organism: Funneliformis mosseae
Lineage: Eukaryota; Fungi; Glomeromycota; Glomeromycetes; Glomerales; Glomeraceae
Source: the annotation of a GenBank genome assembly